Messenger RNA from Protopolystoma xenopodis, 316 nucleotides. NCBI's taxonomy places the organism in Eukaryota, Metazoa, Platyhelminthes, Monogenea, Polystomatidea, Polystomatidae. The record is from the annotation of a GenBank genome assembly.
AGUAAGGCAAUUAGAGACAUAUGCAGUUCCGAAACUCUGCUUCAUUCCGGCAGCCGAUGCCCUAUUUGCAGCGGGUACCGAGAAUGCGUCAGCAGCAUUUCUGACCGCUUUUCUUGGCUCACCUGAAGACGUACAAUUUUCCCACGAUCAGGUGAGUAGUCAGCACGAUACUGUUGAAUUUCCCUUUGACCUGCUACGGGCAGUUGGCCAAAUGGCCGACAGAUUGCCUCGAGGACAAGAAGACUCUCUUUCACCCUCAAAGCCGCUCUGGGACCGGUCAGUCCGGGGCAGAGCUACAGGGGACGGCCCCGUCUGA